GAGACAUACUGAAAGCGCGCGCCACUGGAAAUACUGAGAGCAUGCGAAUUGCCAUCACAUAGUUGAUCACAUAGCUGCCCCGCGCGUCAGCCCACCAAUUAAACGAGGCUAUCUGCCCGAGAUGUUUACAUUGAAACGCACUUUGAACCGCAGCUGAUUAAGAACCGCUCCACAGACUCCGUCGCCGCAGAUCAGUUGAAAGCGAAACGCGCGAAAUGCUGGAUGUAAUUGCGCUGCUCUUAAUUACACUGGCCGUCGGGUUCUGGUUUGUGCGCACGAGACUCAGCUAUUGGGCGCGACGGAGCAUCAGCCAUGCGCGGCCCACUUUUCCCAUGGGCAACCUGGAGGGUUUUCGGAAGGACAAGCACUUUAAGGACAUUCUGACGCCGCUUUAUGAGAGCUUCAAGCCCACCGGGGCGCCCUUUGCGGGCUUCUACUUUAUGCUGCGACCGGUGGUGCUGGUGCUGGACCUGGAGCUAGCCAAGGAAGUGCUUAUCAAGGACUUUGCGAACUUUGAGGAUCGCGGCUUGUACCACAAUGAGCGCGAUGAUCCACUCACAGGCCACCUGUUUCGCAUAGAUGGGCCCAAGUGGCGGCCACUGCGCCAGAAGAUGACGUCCACCUUUAGCUCCGGCAAGAUGAAGUUCAUGUUUCCCACGGUGUGCGCCGUGGGCGAGGAGCUAGCUCAGGUCUGCGCUGAGCAAGCGCAAAAUUCCAUUUGUGGCAUUCUGGAGAUAAACGAUCUGAUGGCCAGGUACACCUCGGAUGUGAUUGGUAGCUGUGUUUUUGGCUUGGACUGCAAUGGACUGCGCAAUCCGGAGGCCGAGUUCGCCGUAAUGGGACGACGCGCCUUCAUAGAGCGACGCCACAACAAACUCAUUGAUGGCUUCAUUGAGAGCUUUCCAAAUCUGGCACGCCGUCUGCGCCUACGCCAGAUACACCAGGACAUUACGGACUUUUACAUGCGCAUCGUACGGGAUACAGUCAAUGAGCGCGAGUCAAAGGGCAUUGUGCGUAACGAUUUCAUGAAUCUGCUCAUCGAGAUGAAGCAUCGCGGGGAGCUGACGCUGCCCGAAAUGGCCGCCCAGUCGUUCAUAUUCUUUGCCGCCGGCUUCGAUACCUCGGCCUCGACCUUGGGAUUCGCCCUCUAUGAACUGGCCAAGCAGCCACACCUCCAGCUUAAGCUUAGACAGGACAUUGAGCAGGCGCUUCAGGCGCAUGGAGGCCAAUUUACGUACGAGUGCAUGCAGGAGCUGCGCUAUAUGGAGCUGGUCAUAGCAGAAACGCUUCGCAAGUAUCCCGUGUUGCCUCAUCUGUCGCGCGUCUCUCGCAACUUUUAUGCGGCCAAGGGCAAUAAACACUUCUACAUCGAGCCUGGCCAGAUGGUUUUCGUACCAGUCUAUGGCAUACAUCACGACCCAGAGCUAUAUCCGGAGCCGCACAAGUUUAUUCCGGAACGAUUUCUCGCCGACCAGAUGGCACAGCGACACACCGCCUCCUGGCUGCCCUUUGGCGAUGGACCCCGCAACUGCAUCGGCAUGCGUUUCGGCAAGAUGCAGACGAGCGUGGCCCUCUUUUAUCUGCUAAGGCGCUUUCAGUUUAGUGUCUGUCCGCGAACCGCGUCCAAAAUUGAAUUUGUCAAGUCCAACAUAUUGCUAUGUCCAGCCAAUGGCAUCUAUUUGAAGGUUGAGGAGCUAAGAAAAUUAGCUCAGUUGACAUCGGCGCAUAAAAUGUCGUUUAUUCUAGCGCUGGUCGGUAUUAUAAUAUCGCUGCUGUUUUAUGCAGUCAGGCAUAGGCACAACUAUUGGAAUCGUCGUGGGAUUCCACACGAUGUGCCCAAAUUUCCGAAGGGCAACAUCGGCGACUGGCCGUCCAAGCGACAAAUAGGCGUUGUCUUCAGGGAUUACUAUCUGAAGUACAAGAAUGCAAAUAGUCCGUUUGCGGGCUUCUAUUUCUUUUUCACCAAGACCGUUGUGGUCACCGACAUGGAGCUGGUGAAACGCGUCCUCAUAAAGGAUUUCAAUAACUUUGAGAAUCGUGGCGUAUUCUAUAAUGAAAUUGACGAUCCCCUGUCGGCCACGCUGUUCAGCAUUGAGGGACAGAAGUGGCGGCAGCUGCGGCACAAGCUGACGCCCACCUUCACCUCGGGCAAGAUGAAGCACAUGUUGCCCAUAGUUUUGCAAGUGGCUGAGGAAAUGGUCAAGGUGUUUAACGAUAAGGUGUCUGCACCUCAGGUGUUGGAGAUCACCGAUUUGGUGGGUCGCUAUACGGCCGACGUGAUUGGCACCUGCGCCUUUGGGCUCGACUGCAAUAGUCAGCGCAAUCCAGAUGCGGACUUUGUCAGCAUGGGCAAGCGAGCAGUCACGGAGCGACGCUAUCAUGGGCUGCUUGAUUUCAUCUUAUUUGGCUUUCCCAAGUUGUCGCGUCGCCUGCAUCUGAAGAUAACAACUGAAGAGGUUGAGGAAUUCUACAUGCGCAUCGUUCGCGAUACCAUCAACUACCGCCUCAAGAGCAAUGAGAACCGCGGCGAUUUCAUGGACAUGCUCAUCGAAAUGUAUCAGAAGCAGCAGAAGGGCAACACCGAUGAGGGCCUUACCUUCGAGGAGCUGGCGGCCCAGGCAUUUAUAUUCUUUGUGGCCGGCUUUGAGACCAGCUCCACAACCAUGGGCUUUGCCCUGUACGAACUGGCCCAGCAUCAGGACAUCCAGGACAAGUUGAGAGCGGAAAUAAACGAUGUGCUUGGCAAGCACAACAAUAAAUACUCUUACGACAAUGUUAAGCAAAUGGAAUAUCUGGAGCAGGUUGUCAUGGAAACUCUUCGCAAAUAUCCCGUGUUGGCCCAUCUGACACGCAUGGCCAUCUCGGACUAUUCGCCAGGAGAUCCGAAAUAUUAUAUUGAGAAAGGCAGCAUUGUUGUGAUACCAGCCCUCGGCAUACACUACGAUCCCGACAUCUAUCCCGAGCCACAAAAGUUCAAGCCAGAGCGCUUCACGGAGGCAGAGAUUUCGGCUCGACCAGCCUGCAGUUGGCUGCCCUUUGGCGAUGGUCCCCGCAAUUGCAUUGGCUCCCGCUUCGGCCUCAUGCAGACCUGUGUGGGCCUGGCCCAUCUGAUCAAAGACUUCAAGUUCAGUGUGUCCCCCGAGACCCAAAUACCCAUGAAAUUGGUCACCAAGAACAUACUGUUGUCUUCUGAAAACGGCAUUUAUUUAAAUGUUGAGAGGGUUUCCAAGUAA
Molecule: messenger RNA, 3233 nt
Organism: Drosophila virilis
Lineage: Eukaryota; Metazoa; Arthropoda; Insecta; Diptera; Drosophilidae
Product: cytochrome P450 6a22
Molecular function (GO): heme binding; iron ion binding; oxidoreductase activity, acting on paired donors, with incorporation or reduction of molecular oxygen
Source: RefSeq, a predicted model, not a curated record